Argentina anserina (silverweed cinquefoil) is the source of this 4068-nucleotide messenger RNA. RefSeq names its product TMV resistance protein N-like. Gene Ontology annotation, biological process: signal transduction; defense response. The record is from RefSeq and is a predicted model, not a curated record. The transcript is spliced from 5 exons. Gene Ontology annotation, molecular function: ADP binding. Lineage: Eukaryota; Viridiplantae; Streptophyta; Magnoliopsida; Rosales; Rosaceae. The coding region runs from base 89 to 3427 and encodes 1112 amino acids.
UUGCCUGUCAUGGUAUUUCUCCUUUGCCUCUGAAGUUCAGUAGAUCUUCUUGUAAUUUUGAAGCAAAGUUGUUGUGAAUCAGUAUCCAAUGGCAUUGAGCACCCAAGUCGGGGCCUCCAUUGAUUCAUCUUUUUCAUGGAAAUACGAUGUGUUUUUGAGCUUCAGAGGCGAAGACACCAGGAAGGGCUUCACAGAUCAUUUACACGACAAGUUGAGGUGGCGAGGGAUCAGGACUUUCAGGGACGACCCCGAACUUGAAAGAGGCACAGCCAUCUCCCCUGAGCUCCUCUCAGCAAUCGAGCAAUCCAGGUUUGCGAUCGUUGUUCUUUCGCCAAACUAUGCUUCUUCCACUUGGUGCUUGCUUGAACUGUGUAAGAUUCUUGAAUGCAUGGAAAAGAGGGGGACAAUCCUGCCGAUCUUUUAUGAGGUCGAGCCGUCUCAUGUGAGACAUCAAAGGGGUAGCUUUGCUGAAGCGUUCAGUGAACAUGUAGACAAGUUUGGGGAAGAUAGCAAGGAAGUUGAAAAGUGGAGAGAUGCUUUGUCAAAAGUGGCUAAUCUCGCUGGCUGGAGUUCAAAGGAUUACAGGUAUGAGACAAAGCUUAUUAAUGAAAUUAUUAAGGUACUGUGGACCAAAGUUCACCCUACUUUCACAGUGCUCUAUUCCUCGGAAGAGUUAGUAGGAAUGGAAAACAAGCUGGAUGACAUAGAUGCUCUUUUAGAUACAGAAGCAAAUGAUGUUCGCUUUAUAGGAAUAUGGGGGAUGGGUGGCGUGGGUAAGACCACCCUCGCUAGAAUGGUGUAUGAGAAGAUUUCUCAUCAGUUUGAACUCUGCAUCUUUCUUGCUAAUGUCAGACAGGUUUCUGCAAGACACGGUCUAGUUCAUCUACAGAAACAAAUUCUUUCCCAAAUUUUGAAGGAAGACAUUCAAGAAGGUCGAGUAUGGAAUGAGUAUGAUGGAAUGACGAGGAUAAAGAGAUGUUUAUGUAAUAAAGCAGUUCUUCUAGUUCUUGACGAUGUGGACCAUGUGGAGCAACUGGAAACCUUGGUGAAAGAAAAGGCCUGGUUUUGUUUGAGGAGUAGAAUCAUCAUUACAACUAGGAACCGACAUAUACUAGUCGCCCAUGGUAUAGAAUCACCAUAUGAGUUGUUGGGGUUAUAUGGUGAUGAAGCUCUCCAGCUCUUUAGUUGGAAAGCUUUUAGGAAAUAUGAGCCUGAAGAUGAUUAUGCCGAAUACUCUAAGAGUUUUGUUAUGUAUGCUGCAGGUCUUCCUUUAUCUCUUAAAACUUUGGGGUCUUUCUUGUAUAAAAGAAGUCCAGUUGCAUGGAAGUCUACAUUGCAAAAAUUACAGCAACUUCCCAACACAUCAGUCUUUGAAAUUUUGAAAAUAAGUUAUGACGGACUUGAUGAGAUGGAAAAGAAAGUUUUUCUGGAUAUUGCAUGUUUCCACAGGCUGUAUUACGAUGAGCUUAUGAUCGAACAAGUCUACAGUUCCGACUUUUGCACUCGUAUUAUAAUAGAUGUUCUUGUUGAGAAAUGUCUCUUAUCUAUUGAACUAGAAAACAACAUUGAAAUACAUGAACUGAUAGAAGAAAUGGGACGCGAAAUAGUUCGAAGAGAGUGCUCUGAAGAGCCUGGUGAACGGACUCGGUUGUGGCUUCGCAAAGACAUUUUUCAUGUGUUCACGAAAAAUACGGGAACAAAGGUCAUCGAAGGCAUAUUCUUACAUUUGGACGAAUUAGAAAAGGCAGAUUGGAAUCUUGAAGCCUUCUCCAUAAUGUGUAGACUAAAGCUGCUCUACAUUCAUAAUUUAAAGCUUUCUCUCGGCCCCAAUUGUCUUCCUGAUGCCUUGAGAUUUCUGAAUUGGAGUUGGUAUCCUUCAAAAUCUCUCCCACCAGAUUUCCAUCCGGAUGAACUCACUGAGCUUACUUUGGUUCAUAGCAAUAUUCAUCACCUCUGGAAUGAAAUGAAAUUCUUGCCCAAGUUGAAAUCUAUUGAUCUUAGUUACUCCAUAAAGUUGACAAGGACCCCAGAUUUCACAGGUAUUCCGAACCUUGAGAAGUUGGUUCUUCAAGGUUGUACGAAUUUAGUUCAUAUUCAUCCAUCCAUUGCAUUUCUCAAGAGACUAAAAAUUUUGAACUUUAGAAACUGCAAGAGUAUUAAGAGUCUCCCAAGUGAAUUAGAAACGGAAUCUCUUGAAACAUUUGAUCUAUUUGGCUGCUCUAGACUGCAAAUGAUUCCAAAAUUUGGGGGUGGGGUGAACAGAUUAUCAAAAUUGUAUUUAAGUGGGACUGCUAUUGAGAAUACACCUUCAUCGAUUAAGUGCUUCAGUAAGAGUUUGGUGGAGCUUGAUUUGAGUGGAAUUGUUACUAGAGUAUCAUCUUUUGGCUUAUUUCCAAGGAAGAGUCCUCAUCCUUUGGCUCCUCUGUUAGCUUCUUUGCAGCAUUUCACUUCUUUGACGACAUUAAAACUGAAUGACUGUAAUCUGAGUGAAGGAGAAAUUCCAAAUGAAAUUGGUUCUCUGUCCUCCUUGAAGAACUUGCUACUCAGAGGAAACAAUUUUGUUAGCCUUCCUGCCAGCAUUAAUUUGCUUACAAAGCUUGAAUAUAUUAAUGUGGAGGAUUGCAAAAGGCUCCAACAAUUGCCAGAGCUCCCAUUAAAUGACGAUUUAUCGUUAAGAACCGACAAUUGUACUUCAUUACAGAUGUUUCCACAUCCACAAGAUGUGUGCAGAUUACUGAGAUUUAUGCUUGUUUGCACAAAUUGCUCCAGUACAGUUGACAAUCAAGAUUCUAGCUUUUUCUUGUAUUCAUUGCUAAAGCGGUUGCUUGAGGAAACCCCUUGUUCUUUUUACUAUUUCAGUUUUGUAAUUCCUGGAAGUGAAAUCUUUGAGUGGUUCAAUAAUCAGAGUUUGGGAGACUCGGUGACUGCUAAGUUAUCUUCGGAUGCAAGUUACAGCAGCAAGUGGAUUGGAGUUGCUGUAUGUGCUCUAUUAGUACCUCAAGACGAUGCAUCUGCCAUUCCUGAAGAUGAUGAGUUAGAUCCUGAUACAAGUGGAAUCAAUUGUUCCUGGGAUGGAUACAGUUCUGGUGUAUCAGUAGUUGGUUGCAGUGUAAAACACAUUGUUGCGGAUCACCUUUACUUUGUUGUUUUACACAAGCGUUUCUUAAAACCCAAGUACUGUCGGGAGGACAUGUGCAAUGAGGUCAAGUUUGUUUUUGAGAUCAAUCGAGCUGUAGGAAACAACAGAUGCUUGCAGGUGAAGAAAUCUGGAGCCUAUGCACUUUACAAGCACAACAGCAGCAUUUCUCUUUACAUGGAAGAGACUGUGGAUUGUGAUUUAGAGAAGCCAGCAUGUGAACAAGGUGAGGCAGCACCGAGCACAAGUGGUGGCUGUGAUGAGGAUGUAUACUACUCUGCUGAAGAGUGAAGAAGAUCGAAGACAUUGUUUUUCUUUGAAACAUUCGUGUCUCAAUGCCAAAUUACAAGGCUAAUACUGCUAUACUUAGGUAUAUACAAGUCGUAUCAAGUAAGUGACCAUCUAGAUUAAGUAACUUGCUUCCUCUGUCUCUCAUGUGCUUUUACAAUAUCUGAUUUGUCAUUUUGAUUAAUAACACGAAUGAUAUGUUAUAUCAAGUAGUUUAUAUGAAUAAUUCAUAUAAUUCAGUAAACAGUUGUCUAGAGUCAAUAAUUGGCGGUUUUACUUAUUGGCGUAAGAAGCCUGUUAGGGUGCUGGCAUAAUACAAAAGAGAAGUUACAGAAAGGAUCUGUUCGAAAUCAACAGAUGAAAGCUUCAACUGAAAGAUGCACAAAAUUGGUGGCAUUUGUUAAGUUUCAGUUUCAAUCUACCACAGGUUACGUUUUGUCUUGCUGCUAGUUGGAUCGGACUAAUGUAAAGUAGUAGGUGGUGUCCUCAAUAUCUUCUUCCAGCCAAUUCCCAAGGGUACAUCUCUCCAAAGCUAUACAUGUCCUAUUCUUUACUGGCUUUCCCUUGGACAAAAUCUCAUGUGCCUAGCACAUCCAUUCUAUGUAGACUUCAACAAAGUUGCCAAGCUUAGUGUUAAAUCAUCU